AUGACUAGUGGAGGUGAACUCGAGAACGACGAAACUACUGCCCAGAGGGUUCUUCAGUUCCUGAAGUCAGCUUCACUGGUGCACCAAGAUUGGAAUCCGAAUGAACCCCUUCGUCGUAUCACUGUGGGAGACUCAUUCAACAAAUUGACUGAAAUGGCUGAAUCAAGUGGAAAGGAAAAUGAAGAGACAGGAGAGGAUGUAAAUGAUGACCCUGAGCUUGAGGACCUGUUAGCAAGUACUUUGUCUGAUUUUGAUAAGAAGAAACUAGAAGAAUUUGAGAAGAAAGGGAAGGAGAAGGAGGAGAAAGUAGGGACUGAAUGGACUGAAGACUUCAUCCGUUUGGCAACGCAGCAGUUUGAAGCCAGCAUGCGGUCAGCUCUGUCUGCCCAAGGGAAUGCUGAGGGUUGCAGUGAAGCAUCCAGAACAGAGCCACCAGAUGAAGCAGAGUUCCAGCGUAUCAUGGCAGAAGUCCUUGGUAAGAUGAAUGACUCCAGGGCCCCUAACUUGAAUGCAGAGGAACCAGGAGACUUUCAAGGAAUCAUGCCGAUGAUGCAGGGAGUCAUGAAGCAAUUGUUAUCCAAGGACAUGCUCUACCCAGCCUUAAAAGAUCUUGGUGAACGAUAUCCAGCAUACCUGAAUGAACACAAGGAGUUGCCCCAGGAAGAUAGGCAUCGCUACGAGGAGCAGCUGGUCAUCAUCCAAGAAUUGUGUCGAGACUUCGAGAGGGGUGAGGAGUCAGAUGCACAAUUUGAACGAGCUUUUGCUGCAAUGCAGCGGAUGCAGGACUUGGGUCAUCCGCCCAAGGAGCUUGUUGGCGAUGUCGACCUCUUCCCUGCUCUCCCAGAUGUCCCUUCCCCCAGUAGUUCAAUGGGAUUCAGCCUCUUCCCUGAAUAUGAUUUCACACCUAGUGAAGGCUCUUCCAACAAAGAGUAG
Molecule: messenger RNA, 933 nt
Organism: Darwinula stevensoni
Lineage: Eukaryota; Metazoa; Arthropoda; Ostracoda; Podocopida; Darwinulidae
Source: the annotation of a GenBank genome assembly